GUGGAGCCCUCAAAGCAUUAGGGACUCAUCGUUCGAGAUUCAAAUCUCAACUUCCUUCUCCUCGGAAAAAGAAACAAUAAUUUAUCCAAAUUUCUAUUUCUUAUCUGAUUUUGUUCUCGAAAUCACUCUUUCAAUCUGCAGAAUUGUGAAGGAAGACGACGAUAAUGGAAGAAAAUUUCCCAUCGUUGCCUGAAGAAUGCUGGGAAUUGAUCUUCAGUUCCCUCCUUCACCGCCGUCACACCCACCAUUUCGAAUCUCUAUCUCUCGUCUGUAAGCAAUUUUUCUCCAUCACCAACAAGCUUCGAACUACACUCAGAAUCUCCGAUUUAACCAUCCCCGCAAUUCCCCGCAUAUACUCCAGAUUCCCCAGUCUCAAACGGAUUGAUCUAAGCAAUUUCAAAGGCGUCCUCGAUGGCCUGCUUGUCGGGAUUGCACUAUCUGGGUUGGAUAUUGAAUCACUCGAUAUCUCUAAUCAGAAGAGGAUUCCGGUUGCUGAUUUAAUGGUGUUUGGAUCGUCGAUGCCGAAUUUGAGGGUUUUACUUUGUUCGAAGAUUAAGUUACUACCUGAUGAGCAUCUGGUUGUGAUUGCUAAAGCGUUUCCGAAUCUUGAAGAGCUCGAUAUUAGUUAUCCUACAAAUGUUCUCGGUUAUCAUUGUUGUGUUGAGGUUGAGGGUGAGGGUGAGGUCACGGAUUCGGGGUUUCUCGCUUUGAUUCAGGGGUUGCCGCGUCUUUCUAAGGUAAAUCUCUCUGGAAAUACGUUUGUUACUAAUCAAUCACUUCUAGCUUUGGCGACGGGAUGUAUGAUGCUUAGGGAAAUUGCGAUUUGUGAUUGCGAUUUCAUUACUCGAUCGGGUAUUGCACAGGCCCUAUGCCAGAACCCUAAUUUGUGUUCAAUUUCCGCUAAUUGGAUAGGGAUGCCCUCUAUUCGUUCCGAUCUCAUUCAUUGGUUUGCUUCUUUGCAAAAUUUAACUUCUCUUGUUCUUUACGAUUCAAAUAUUUCGGAUGAGGUCCUGAAUUAUGUAGCAAAGUCAUGUUUGUCAUUGAAGAAGCUCGUUCUUUCCCGUUGUAGCAACUUUUCGUUAUCUGGAAUUUUGUUGCUGUUGUAUAAUAAUCUUCAGAUUCAAUGGUUGGGUCUUGAAGCAGCUAAAUUCCUAACGGAUGAAUCUGUAAAGGAGUUAUCAGAAUUUCUCCCAAUGGUGAAAUUCAUAAACCUUAGCAAUUGCUCUAAUCUGACCUGUUCCUCCUUGUUCACCCUGGCAAGAAACUGCCCUACUUUAACUGAUAUAAACAUGAAGAUUGUUAAUCUCAAGAAAGAAGAACACUACACAACAGAUUUUGUCAACACUCGACUAAUGUCUCUGGAUUUAUCUGGGAACAAGAACUUAUGCAAUGAGGGUUUAAGGAAAAUUGCUUCCAUUUUUCCAAAUUUGGAGCUGUUGAAACUAAACAAUUGUGGAGGAAUCACAGAAGAAGGCAUUGGAGAGGUUCUGGGUGUAUGCACCAAUAUUAGGCAUUUGGAAUUGAAUUUCUGUACAGGAGUCAAAAAUAUAGUGAUGGAGUUUGAACUUUCAGCAAUGGAGGUACUGAGAUUACAGAGAUUAGCAAUUGAGGAUUCAACAUUAGCAAUGGUUGGAAGAAGAUGCCCUUCUUUACUCCAUUUGGAUUUGUUGGGGUGUUCAAAAGUGACAACAGAAGGGGUGAUGGAGGUGGUGAGAAAUUGCAAAGGAUUGAGGGGAAUUAACAUGUGGGAUUGCUGUGAAAUUGCUAGCAGUAUUGUUCCAUGGAUGGUUUUCUCAAGGCCAUCUCUGAGGGAGAUAGUGCCACCCAUUUCUAUUCUUCUUACUGCUAAUCUAAAGAACCUUUACUUGAGCCAUGGAUGUCUGGUCUACAAUGAUGGAUCUUUGUGGGAUCUAAAGUGCUUCUCCUAGAAUAGUCUCUGGUGAGUUUUGCUUCCUUCCUGCUAUAGCUCAAGUCCCAAUUCAUUCAUUUCCUUUCUUUUGAGUUCAACAACUAACUGAUAAUGGUGGAUAGAUUCGAACCUAACUUUGAUGGUGGUCUUAUAUGCUUUAAGAGACAUGCUCAGGUUAGCAGUUCCAAUUCAGUUUAGAUUCUCUCUUUAGGGCUGUUUGCAUUGAGAUGAUAUAGGAUGUGAGGAGUUUUGAUUUCUGGAGAGUUCUGAUCGAGUAUAAACGAUCGAAUAUGUUCAAGCAGUGAGAUGAUAUAUGAUACGAUACAUGAAGGAAAAAUGGUAGUGAGAUACAAAAUACGUUUCGAAAAUGGAUCCACAAAUAAUUAAAAUCGGUGAGAUAGGAUAAUGGGUCUUCAAACACUUAUGGGGAUAUAUCAUCUCAUGUUGAACCCCCAAACAGUCCCAUCAUGAUUUGAUUAUACAUUGAGAAACUAUAUUAGAGUAAUGGCAUAAUUUGAUAAUUUUGUACAUAGAUGAUUGUUACGAAUGCAUUUUUUUUUCUUAUUUUCUCUUGAAUUGGAAUUUUAUUGCUUUUUUUUUUUAGUACAAUAAUGGUAUGGGAAUUUGAAAUA
Molecule: messenger RNA, 2541 nt
Organism: Benincasa hispida (wax gourd)
Lineage: Eukaryota; Viridiplantae; Streptophyta; Magnoliopsida; Cucurbitales; Cucurbitaceae
Product: RNI-like superfamily protein
Biological process (GO): SCF-dependent proteasomal ubiquitin-dependent protein catabolic process
Cellular component (GO): SCF ubiquitin ligase complex
Molecular function (GO): protein binding
Source: RefSeq, a predicted model, not a curated record